GACCUUCCUAUCUGGAAUUGAGAUAACAUAUUGAAUAAUCGAUCUUUGACAUUUUGAUUGAUUUUGUGGGAUCAACCUUUCUCUUUCUCUUAGUUUCAUCGAUGUCGUUUUCCAAUGGGAAAAUUACCAAAGGGCAGCCAGCCAUUCUUGGCCCUCCUCUCCCUACCCCAAUCAAUAGCGUCAAUGCCUUGUCCGCAUUCUCAAUCAGCUAUUCUGUCAUGAUUAAUGCACCAGCACUUACAUGCCUUGAGAAGCUCAUCGAUACCAAUACCUGGUCAUACUGGAACGCCCUCACCCCUCGUGGAACCAUCACAAAAGCUCCCCCCAUCACCGAUCAAACGACAAAUGAGUCCGAGCUACGUGAAGUCAUCUCUCGCCCUGGUUAUCUCUAUGCAGGGGUGGACUUCACAGUUGAUGUUCAUAUGAAUAAGAACUCAAAACAGCGGACAAAUACAGCCGCUGAAACCGUUGACAGACUAGAGCGCUUUAAGACUGAUGAUGGGAGGCUAGGAUAUCGUGUUACAUGGCGUUACGUCGGCAUGCCGUUCUUCCUGAGCCAUAACGAACGCGUCCACGAGUUCAUAGAAUCCGUCGACCCGACGAAUGGGGAGAAGGUGACUGAGUAUAUUGGCUGGGAGACGUAUGGUGGGCUCGCAGCCUUUAUCAUCAAGUAUACGAUUCACGAUCGCUUUCGGGAUUCGUUUCAGAGAUGGCGCGAAGACUUCAAGGCCGCGGUAGAGAAUUCAUGAUCGGCAUUGGAAGACAGCUCCUCUUGGUUUGCGCUGGAAGAGUCGUUAAUAAACUCAGUGGGGAAGAAUCUGAUGUAAGAACUUUCGAAUGGUUUCCUAUGCUCCUUGAGGCUGCGGGAUGAAAAUGAGCUCACAGUACCAGGUGGUGGUUGUGAAGAUUGUUUCUGCCCGACCUCAGUCGAGACCAAAGAUCUGUUCCCUUGACUUCCACUGGCGCUGGGUAUGUCAAAGGGGGAAUGCCAAUCUAGUGCUGCUCGUAUACAUGAGAACUUUUUAUCCUAG
Fusarium redolens is the source of this 1031-nucleotide messenger RNA. RefSeq lists its product as uncharacterized. Bases 102 to 749 code for a protein of 215 amino acids. The transcript has a single exon. The record is from RefSeq and is a predicted model, not a curated record. NCBI's taxonomy places the organism in Eukaryota, Fungi, Ascomycota, Sordariomycetes, Hypocreales, Nectriaceae.